UGUUUUUAUGUGCACUUUGUGCUGGUCCUGUUUUUGUACUGCCUUUGUGUUUUCAUGUUGGCUGGUAGUAUGUUUGGAAGGUUGUGUGUUUUAACUUCCAGUGUAAAUGUAAAAAAAUAUAGACAUAAACUGGCAACUCAUGGUCAAGUCACCCUCAAAAACUAUGAUGUUUCUUUCACUGAGAGUUCUUUUGUGACUUCUUAGUACGGUAAUAUCUCAAUGACUUUUGCACUGCAUGUGUAAUGUCACCUUUAUGACAAGCUGUGUUCAAGCUGAAGGCCUUAAAGGGGACGUACAGUACUACUGCAUAUGGGAACAAAGUUGUAUGAAGCCUUAUGUGGCCACCGUGAGAGCUUCAGGAUAAAUGAUAAAUUGCGUCAAAAAAUGUGACUUGAGUCAUUGGGGCUAGAGUUCAAACGGUAUGAAAAUUUGAUAUCGUGAUUAUUGUGACCAAAACUGUUAUGGUUAUCACUGUUAUCGUGGUAUUGUUAAAAUGUGCUCAAAAUGUUCAGACACACACACAUGCUGAAAUCAUUCCACUAGGCUUAUCAUUAAACCAGUACCCUGCUCCUCAUCUCUGCUGGAAGAUGGCAGCUUGGAGCUACAUUAACCACUAACGCACCUGAAUUGCCAACUGAACUGUCAUUGGUCAAGCUGCACUGUAGGAAGAGAAAUGCUCUGGUUUUGCUGCACCAGUUUUGAUAAUUUUUUUAUGAGCAUCCAGUGCAGUCACAGUAUGUGGUGACAUCGUGUAUCUCACCUUGCUCAUGGCUAAGUUUAUUGCAUACGAUCUGGUUUAGCUCGUUGUAAAAAGCGCAUUAUCUAGCCAUGACCAACUCAUUUAUUCAAAACAUUUUUGAUUUAGGUUUUUUUUUAUCUCUGUAUUUGCAUUGCAGCUACAUUCUUUUUUUUCACCUCUCCUAUUUUUUCUCAUCUCAUUUCUCAAGUGCCAGGCAAACAUUGCAUUGGAGUCAUGUGAAAGUUACAGUAAUUACCUCAUGAAUAAUGAGCGAUCAGACUGAUUUGGCAUUGCUACAAAUCAGAACUGUACCUUUUUUAAGAACUUUAGAUUAGUGAAAACAAUGACAAAAAAGCAGAGACCAUAUUUUCAAAUCAUUUAGAUGACCAGUAUUUUUUUUGAAGAAUUUGUGAGUAUGUAAGAGUUUGAGUCCUGUGAACGUGUCCUGUUCCUUUCGGAUUUGACUGAAGUGUGUUGUGCUGUCAAUACAAUUCCUAUCCAAGCAGCAUGGUGUAAUGUUCUCUCUUAGCGGCUUUUAAUAUUACCGUGAUCUCUGUUGACCUGCACUACUCAUGGGGAGUAAUCAGACUUUAAUUAUACAUUCUUAAUCACUUUAAGACAAUCUGUGUGACAAGACAGCGUCAGGGCUAUCUUUACCUUCUAAUCUGGCCCUGGUUAACUGAUGAACAGAAAAAGUAAAUCGUGUCUUUAUUCACCUGCAUUUUUUUGCGGCUGAUUGAGAUUGCCAUUUACAGUUUUAAGUCCUUUAACUCCUCAACAUUUUGACUGUCUAUCCAUAAAAAUGGAGCUUGUAGGGCAGGCUCACAGUGUUACCCAUCUUAGGUCAGACUGAACUCAAACCGAUUGUGAAAAGUUCUCUACAAUCAUCAUUAUUAUUCCUAGUGAAAGGUAUGCACCACAGAACUGGCUCUGCCGAGUGACUCUGGCUCACAGAGUAUGGCAUUCCAAGUUAAAAGCAAACCAAACUGAUAUUGCCCUCAAUACUGUCUUCAUAUUUUCUCCAUAUUUGGAAAUGUUUACCUCGUCAUGAUGGUUGACAGAGGUUGGAAGAGGGGAUGUGAGUCAUUUCAGCUGCAGAAGGCUUUCUAAGGGUGAGAGGAGCCUUCCAAGUGACUGCCAUUUAGUAAAGCUAGCAGUUUUCUCAGUGCUUUGUUGAUCUAAAGAGAAUCUGUGUCUGAUCCUGUAGUCUCCACCACCACUUAGUGUUAACAUUUGGAACGAUGUGGAACCCAGCUAAUGACCAGACAGGCCAAGUGUCUGCCAGAAUGGAAACUACACCAUCUCUGGGUAGUGCAAGCAUCUCCAUCUCCCAGCAGCAGGCACCCAAGAAAUUUGCCCCUGUGGUCGCACCCAAGCCCAAGUUCAACCCAUACAAACAGAUGGCAGACCCCACUCACCCUGACACUGCAGCGGACUACCCUCCCCCUCCACCACCUGUGGAAGAUUCAACUGCUUUCUCGCCAUCCUCUGGUUCCUUCCCUCCUCCACCGAUGAACUCGUAUGAUUAUCAGAUGAAAGGACCAGAGAAGACUCUGGAGGAGAGACGCUCCAGUCUGGAUGCUGAGAUCGACUCACUCACCAGCAUCCUGGCAGACCUGGAGAGCAGCUCGCCCUACAAGCCGCGGAGCACACAAAACUCUGGAUCCUCAGCAACCUCCACCCCCAGUGCUCCGGUGACUGGUUACAAGCGGAUGGUUAUUCCAACCCAACCACCUCUUACUGCUACCAAGAAGUCUACACCUAAACCUCAGGUUCCUGGGGGAGUCUCAUCUAUCUCCCCUUCUUCUGUCAGCCCAGUGGCCAAGCCUCAAAGCCACACAGCCCCUCAGCCUGUCCCAGCUUCCUAUGCUACAGCCUCAACUCCAAGCCAACCCACCUUCAAUGUGCAGGUGAGGUCAGCCCAGCCUGGGCCCCAGCAUCAAGUCCCAGGUGCACAUCAUAUUGGCCAGCAGCCCGUUCGCAACCCUGCACAGGUGCAGUACAUGCCUGCCCAGCCAAAAGGUCCAGACUUUGCCUAUGGACCACCGCAGCCUGGCUUUUCCCCGAUGUCUCAGGGUGCAUAUCAAGAACAACACCAUCCAGGAGUACCCCAACAAGGUGGCUUAAGCUCCAGGAGACCUGAACCGGCUGCCACACAAGCAUAUCAACCUCCAGGCCCCAGGAAGCCCUAUGUCACAGAUGUACCACCAAGCUUGUCUCCUUACACCUCUGGGCCGGCUGUUCCACCAAAGGGCAGUGCUCCCAUCGCCCACCCUGAAGAUGAGCUGGAGCGCCUGACCAAGAAGAUGCUGUUUGAUAUGGACAACCCACCAUCUGAGGAAUAUUUUGGGCGCUGUGCCAGCUGUGGAGAGAACGUAGUGGGCGAAGGCACUGGCUGCACUGCCAUGGACCAGGUCUUCCACGUUGACUGUUUCGUCUGCAUGACCUGCAGUACCAAGCUGCGUGGCAAGCCUUUCUUCGCUGUGGAGAAGAAGGCGUACUGUGAGCCUUGCUACAUUAACACCCUUGAGACCUGCACCAUCUGCAGUAAACCCAUCAUGGAGCGCAUCCUGCGAGCCACAGGGAAAGCCUACCACCCUCACUGCUUCACCUGCGUGGUUUGCCACCGCAGCCUGGACGGCAUCCCUUUCACUGUGGACGCUUCCAACCACAUCCACUGCAUCGAGGACUUUCACAAGAAGUUUGCUCCACGCUGCUGUGUGUGCUCUGAGCCUAUAAUGCCAGCACCGGGCCAGGAGGAGACGGUCCGUAUUGUGGCCCUGGACCGUGACUUCCAUGUGCAGUGUUACCGCUGUGAGGACUGUGGCUCUCUGCUCUCAGAGGGGGAUAACCAGGGCUGCUACCCUCUGGACGGACACGUCCUCUGCAAGAACUGUAACACCAGACGCAUCCAGGCCCUCACCGCCAAGGCCACCACUGACCUCUGAGCGACCUGCCACCCGGUCACCUCCACUGUGAUAACCCAAUGCUUGCUCUCUUUCUCUUUCGGUCUCUCCCUCCCUCUCUCUUUCUUUUUCUCGCAAACAUACAGAUCCACAGAAGCUUGCAUUCCUCAGCAUAUACGUAUGUAGCCCUCUAUAUAUACUCAGUAUCAAUCAGUAACAAGAAAUGGCAUCACAUGUUCAUCUGCAUACAUGUAUAUAUAUAUAUAUAUCGACUCGGUACAAUCACAGCAGAAGAAGUGUUUAUUUAAACUGUGUUGUCGAUAAGUAUAUUGCAAUACUUCAAGAUUUUGGGAAAUAUGCUUUUACACUUUCUUGAGAAUAAGAUGAGUAGAUUGAUGACUUUUUUAUGUAUGUAUGCUAAAUCUGAAGCUGCAGUCAGCAGACAGAUAGUUUAACAUAAAAAGCAUUAAAAACUGGAGACAGCCUGGCUCUGUCCAAAGUUUGAAAAAGCUCACUAAUUAAUAUGUAUUUCAUUUGCAGCUUUGUAGUGACUUAUGAGCUGUUUCUGGCCAAGAUAUAGCCCCCCUCAUAGCCCUCUAUGAAGCCUCGGUUUGUUGUUUUUAGACUACAGUUUUUGCACAGGUUGAUAAAAUGAGAUAUAACAUGUUACUUAGUAAGCUUCACAGCUGCUGGUGGGCAUAUUUUGUUACCUCUGGACAGAGCCAGACUCACUGUGGUUCUCUGUUUUUCUUUAUGCUAUGCUAAGCUAAAGAUGUAGCCUUCUAUUUACUGUACAGAUAUAAAAGUGGCAUCAGUUUAUUCAUCUAACUCUUAUUCCUAAUAAGAAUAUUUCCCAAAAUAUCAAACUAUCGCUUAAUAUCACUCUCAUCUCUCAGUGUUAUUAUCUCACAUUAUAAUCACCUUAAACUGGCACGUUCAAGGCACGGUUCACCGCACAUGUAUGCAUGUGUGCAUGUAAGCCCAAAUAUUUCUUGCUGACUGGUUCUUGGUGAUCUAGCAUGAACUCCACCAAAACAUGUAAAAUGUUUGCCACGUCUGCCCUGCAGACAUCAUGGAUAGGCGUGUAUAUGCCUGUAGCUUUAGCAAUAUUUAGAAAAACCAUGAGCAUACAGUAUGUUGGCUAGAAUGUUCAUUUUAUUCUUUAGUGUUUAUUGCAAUGAAAAUCCACAGACGGUACACAAAUAGGGAUACAAUUACACACUGAGACUCAUUAUUGCAUAACAGUUCUGCAUAACUGAACACCAAAGAGCUGAACUGAAACUGCCAUAUUUACUGUGUACUUGCUUUGUAUGCAGCUAUAUUAAACAUUACAUUAUGUUGCUUGGGACCACAGGAAUCACAAAUAGUUAUUCUCAGUGACAAAUGACAAAAUCCGCCACAGGCAACUGUGGAAUACAAUUCCCUUAUGAACUUAAAUGUUCUUUGUCUUUUCCAAUCAAAUUUGCUUUUUUUUGGUAUAGAGAUAAUUUUCUAUUGGCCUCAGCAGUACAAUCAUGGCAUUCCGUUCAUAUAGAUCCAGCCUUACAUUGUAUUGGAGUUUAAUGAUAUACUUUUUGAGCAGAUAAAUAAGUAACUUUUUCUCUUGUUUGCAAUUGCGUAGAUUAGAUUGGUGAUUGUAGUGUAAGCAGUCUGGCAGAGUUAACAGAUUUGAGAUGGCUAUGCAAUUUUUAAUGUUAAUUGCAUCGACACUUUAUGAGAAAUUUUUAUGAAUAAGGAAAUAUUUUACCUGUACAGAUUCAAGCAUAAGUGUCCUUAUAGUAAUCCUUUAAUCGGAACUAUGCUCUUGGUACUGUGUGACUUUGUGUGUUACUGUGCUCCUAGUCAGUAUUGACCGUACCAUUGACGCUAGUCUUUUAUAUUUGGUGUUUGUUUAAAGUUGGGCGAAGAAGGGACCAUGAGAGUUUCUCCAAAAUGACUUAUUUUAUUAUUUGUUCCAUCCUAAAGUCAUUGACCAGUAGUUUGACCUAUUUGAUAGUUAUUUCAAAGUAAUUACCAGAGCAACAUGAGUUGUAGGACUUCUGAUGAUGGUGAGUUAAAGGUACCCUCUGGAGUUUUUGACCACUAGUGGCGCUGUGGAGCAAUGGUUUUAUGAGCGAGUGCCCAGUUUGUUUGAACCAUGUACACAUCAAGUGUGAUGUUAGGUCACCAUAGGCACAGAGUCUGAUUGGCUACUCCUGGAGCUCACCCUGCCAGAGUAAAAAAGGUGUUAGGUGUCCAUCUGGCUUGUUCAUAUCAGAACCUCUGCAUGAAGUGACUGUUUAGAUUUCCUGUGAGCAGGUUCCACACUGUUCCACUGAUCUGCAGUUAUUGACCGUACUAUGCAAAGAAUCAUAAGCAUCCAACAAGAAGACUCCUAUCUUAGAUUAUUAGUAAACCUUAAUUUCAAGAUUUGUUAGUUGUUGUUAGUAAAAACACAAUUUAAAGUUACUCUCCAGCUCAACGAUGGAGACAGAGCGACAAACAGCAGCAGAGGUCGAUCGAGCUGCAGAGUGAAUGGAGAGAGUAAAUGGCGUUGGUACCUGCAAAGCAGUCAGUCGGAUUUCUGAUUGUUUGAUGGCGGUUACGAUCGGGAGCACCAAACAGUCCUGUGGGAAGGGGCUGGUUUGCUGGUUUUUGUGUGAAUUCAGUCGAAACAUAUACUUUAACCUGCCCACUAUGUGUGGCUGCCCCUGUGCCUGUGCCUGUGUGUGUAGUUCAACCCCACCAAUGGCCAUGUUCAAAUACACAUGGACAAUGGACUUACCCUUUAAUGAGAAGGGAACUGAAUUGAGCAUGCUUUAUUUUGGUUGAGAAACACUGAACAUAAAUGCAAGUUUAAUUUGUUUACAAAGAAAAACUCCACAGGGUACCUUUAAAGUGGAGUACUUUUUGUCUGUUUAUUAGCUGGAUUGGUUUACAGUCAUAUAUGUAAAACAAAGUGUUAUGUAGGACAGCAUGUCUCACAUUCACCAAGCAUGUGGAUGGAUAUACCAGGAACCGAGGAAUUAUUUAUGAUUUUCAGAGAAUCCUCUUCUCUGUACAGUUUCAGUUUCACAUUAAGAUGUAGUAUGAUGUAGUAAGUUAAUUUGGAUAUCAGAAAGUGAUCACACAAUCAAAUCUUCUCUAUAUACUGCUUCUACUGUGAUCAGUAAGUCUGAUUACGUCAAGGUCCUUGUGACCUGUUUGUCUGGGUCAGCGUUUUAACCAGGUUAACACACUGAAAAUGACUGUGCUAAUGAGCCCAUUAAUAAAUAAAGAGUGAAUAGUAAUUUGACAU
Molecule: messenger RNA, 6922 nt
Organism: Scatophagus argus
Lineage: Eukaryota; Metazoa; Chordata; Actinopteri; Scatophagidae
Product: LIM domain containing preferred translocation partner in lipoma
Exons: 11
Coding region: 1981-3687 (568 amino acids)
Biological process (GO): cell-cell adhesion
Cellular component (GO): stress fiber; focal adhesion
Source: RefSeq, a predicted model, not a curated record